AAAUCCAAAAUCGCGCCCACGCGACGACGACGACGGGUUCGCGCCCGGGACCACGGCGCAGUACGUCAGCGUCGCGUGCGUCAUGCUCGCGGUGUUCCUCCACCUCCUCGGGUUCACCGUCACCGGACCCAUCACCCCGUCCCUCGUCGCCCACUUCGGCCUCCACCCGUCCCAGGUGGGAUACCUAACCAGCGCGUACCCGCUCGGCAUGUUCUUCGCGCUCUUCGCGUGGCCGCGACUGAGCGACGCGGUGGGGCGUAAACCGAUACUGGUCAUGUCCCUCCUGGGCGUCGGCGUGGGGUUGGUCGCGCAGGCGGCGUGCGUGACCAACGGGUGGUCGUUGGCGACGUUUCUGGGCCUGAGGGUAGCGUCCGGGGCUUUCGCCGGCGCGUCGCCGGUGGUCAAGGCGUAUCUCGCCGACGCCGCGGCGCCCGAGCAGCUCCCGUCGUUCAUGGCGUGGCGCGAGGCGGCGUGCACGCUGGCGUUCAUCGUGGGGCCAUCGUUGGGAGGGUUGAUGUUCAGCGCGAAUAAGGACCUGGGCGCGUGCAUCGCGGUGACGGGGUGGGCGAGCGUGGGCGCCGCAUUCAUCGUCGCCGUCGCGGUGAAGGAGAUUGGUUGGCGGCGAAGAGACGGGUCGAACGAAGGUGCGGGGAUUUCGGGUAGCUCGGCGGACGAAUCCGGUGCUGACGUGGACGAAUCGGAAGACGACGCCGGGGACGGGAUCGACCCGACCGGCGCCAGCGCCGCCGCCAAGCGCGCGGCGAGGGAGCAGGCGCGAACCGAGGCGGCGUCCGCCCCCGCGUGUCCCUUGGGCCGAAGGCUUUACGCCGCGGUGGCGACCAUCUGCGUCACCUCUUUCCUGUACAACGCGGGACAGAGCACGUUCGACUCGUUCUUCCCGGUGUUCUGCGCGCAGCAACGCGGGAUGGGUCCGACGCAGAUCGGCGCGACGCUCACCGCGUUGGCCGCGGUGUCCUUUUCGAUCUCCGCGGCGGGAUUCGCGGCGGUGAACAAGAAGCUAGGGUUGACGUCCACCACCGCGCUCGGGCUGGCGCUCGUGGCGGUGGGCCUCGGCGCGAUCGGCGCGGCGCCCACCGCGGGGCUCACGCUGUUCGCGGCGACGCUGUACGUCACGGGGAUCCCGCUGUUCACCCCGGCGAUUCCCAUCCUGCUGAUGCAGUGCGUGCCCCCCAACAGACGCGGCGCGGUGAUGGGUCUGGACUCGGCGGUGAACGCGGUGGCUCGCAUCGCGACGCCCAUCGCGCUCGGCGGGGUGUAUCACGCGUCGCCGACGGCGGCGUUCGCGGCGGCGGGUGGGGUGGUGGCGUUCGCGUGCGCGCUGGUGCUGGUCCGAAGGUGGAUGGUGAUGGGUCCUGGGAUGAAAUUCGGAGGCGUCGGGUCCGCUCGAUGAUGAAAGGAUUUUUGUCAAAAA
Molecule: messenger RNA, 1432 nt
Organism: Micromonas commoda
Lineage: Eukaryota; Viridiplantae; Chlorophyta; Mamiellophyceae; Mamiellales; Mamiellaceae
Product: major facilitator superfamily
Exons: 1
Coding region: 83-1411 (442 amino acids)
Biological process (GO): transmembrane transport
Molecular function (GO): transmembrane transporter activity
Source: RefSeq, a predicted model, not a curated record